Molecule: messenger RNA, 31417 nt
Organism: Pocillopora meandrina
Lineage: Eukaryota; Metazoa; Cnidaria; Anthozoa; Scleractinia; Pocilloporidae
Source: the annotation of a GenBank genome assembly
AUGUCUUAUACUGAUUUGAUUACAGUGUGCCGUGCCCGGGUCGACUUGGCUUUCGUCAUCGAUGGUUCAGGAAGCAUCGAGCAUUAUGGCAAAGGAAACUUCCGACGAUGCCUCAACUUUGUCAGAGCGAUUGUCAGCCGCUUCAACUUUAGAGGCAGGCAAACCCGAGUAGGGGUCGUACUGUUCUCGUCAAGGCCUCGACUGAUCUUCGACUUUCGACGUUAUCGUUCCAAAGGACAAAUUCUAAAUGCCAUUAGUCGGAUACGAUACCCCAGGGGUGGUACGAAGACCGGAUAUGCUAUGCGGUACUGUUAUAGCCGGGUGUUCCGGUAUGCACGGAGAGGAGUUCGUAAGGUAUAACUGUAAGAUACUUGACUGGCAAAACAUCUCAACCACUUUUUAUCAGCUGAAAAACUAAAUAUUCCAUUUCCCUUACCUAACCAGAAGUUGGAUCUUAUGUGUUUCAGGUUGCUAUAGUAAUGACUGAUGGAAGAUCAUAUGACAGUGUGGUGUCUCCUGCAAAUUUGUUCCGACGAGCAAACAUCAAAUGUUAUGCGGUAGGAAUCGGUCGGAAAUACAACAGUAGACAGCUCUUACAAAUAGCGGCAGGACGUAGAAGUCACGUGAUAACAGCUGGGUUUAGACAAUUGGGCUCUAUAGUGGGUACUAUACAACGACGAGCAUGUAGAGGUGUGUUACUUUUUAAUUUGAACUUAAAUGUUAGAACUAUAUGGCUUCAUAAAAUAGAACAUGUAUAAUUAUAAAACAACAAAUGAUCUAAACAAUAAACGUACACUUUAGGUUCUGAUUGAUUUGUUAAUAUAUUUUUCAUUUUGAAGCAAAGCUGAUGUGUUUUUCCUGCAGGUACACGUCCUAUUAGACCACCAGUAAGACCAGGAACAGGAGGUAUGUUUGUCACACAUCUUGUACACGAUAAAAUUAAAGUUGGGAUCAUAUUGCAUCUGAUAUUAAUAUUCUCAUAAGUUGACGGCAGCAGCAUACCUUUCUUUAAGCUCGGGGUUUAUUCUGCCGCAAUGGGGUUUUUAAGCUCAUCUCUGUACAAAAAAAAAAAGUCUUACUGGAUAGAAAUUGCAAGGAGGACUUUUUGUGUAUACAGAACUGAGAUAAAUUUUGAAUGCUUUUGGUGUAGGGGGUCACGCUAAUGGGAGGCAAUUUUUUAAAUGACCGUAACUGACACCAUUCCGAUAUUCAUUUCUUACGAGGCGUUGGUUUUUUGCAGCAUUAUAGAGUCCAAAUUAAAGGUUGAAAGGAUAGGUGAUUAAGACAAAUAGGUUUUGCAGAUGAACGGAAAUGAUGCCCAAGGAACUCACUCAUUGACCAAUCAGAGUUGUGUUACUUUCUUUGAGUCGUUCUAAAAUAAAAAACGCGCAACUCUCCCUUCACACUGUAAAAGAAAGUUCACUCCUGUGUUCACAUCUAAUUGCAGCGUGCCGUGCCCGGGUCGACUUGGCUUUCGUUAUCGAUGGCUCAGGAAGCAUCGAGCAUUAUGGCAAAGGAAACUUCCGACGAUGCCUCAACUUUGUCAGAGCGAUUGUCAGCCGCUUUAACUUUAGAGGCAGGCAAACCCGAGUAGGAGUUGUAUUGUACUCGUCAAGGCCUCGACUGAUCUUCGACUUUCGACGUUAUCGUUCCAAAGGACAAAUUCUAAAUGCCAUUAGUCGCAUACGAUACCCCAGGGGUGGUACGAAGACCGGAUAUGCUAUGCGGUACUGUUAUAGCCGGGUGUUCCGAUAUGCACGGAGAGGAGUUCGUAAGGUAUAACUGUAAGAUAUUUGACUGGUGAAGCCAUCUCAACUACAUUUGUAUUAGUACGAAAACUAGAUGUUCCAUUUCCCUUACCUAAACAGAAGCUGGAUCUUAUGUGUUUCAGGUUGCUAUAGUAAUGACUGAUGGAAGAUCAUAUGAUAGUGUGAUGUCUCCUGCAAAUUUGUUCCGACGAGCAAACAUCAAAUGUUAUGCGGUUGGAAUCGGUCGGAAAUACAAUAGUAGACAGCUCUUACAAAUAGCGGCAGGACGUAGAAGUCACGUGAUAACAGCCGGGUUUAGACAAUUGGGCUCUAUAGUGGGUACUAUACAACGACGAGCAUGCAGAGGUGUGUUACUUUUUAAUUUGAACUUAAAUGUUAGAACUAUAUGGCUUCAUAAAAUGGAAGAUCUAUAAUUAUAGAGAAACAGAUGAUUUAAACAAUAAACAAAUACUGUGGAGUCUUUUUGGUUUAUUUUUUCUAUUUAUUUUUCAAUUUGACUCAAAGCUGAUGUGUUUUUGCUGCAGGUACACGUCCUGUCAGACCUCCAGUAAGACCACCAAGAGGAGGUAGGUUAUUCACACACUUUGUACACAACAAUAUUAAACUCGUUUUCACACCGCAUCUGAGAUCAAUAUUCUCAUAAAGUGAUGGCAGAAGCAGGCAUUUGUUUGAGCCCGGGGUUUAUUUUGUGCAAUGGGGUUUUGAAGUUCAUUUUUUAAACAAAAGAAAACAGUCGAGCUGGAUAAAAGUUGCAAGAAAGAACUUUUUGUGUCAACAAGACCAGGGGAAUAUUGUCGCGUUAAAGUCUUCAGCUCUUCUAUCCCAGCCCUGAUUUUCUAAUGCUUUUUUGCAUAGGGGUCACGCUCAUAAAAUGCGAUUUUAUUAAAAUGUCGAAACUAGCAACAGUCCGAUACUGAUUCCCUACUAGGCGUUAGUUUUUUGCGGCGUUAUAGAUUUCAAAUAAAAGGUUGAAACAAUACGUAGUUAAGACAAACAGGUUUGCAGAUGAACGGAAAUGAUGCCUAAAGAACUGACCCAUUGGCCAAUCAGAGUUGUGUUACUUUCUUUGAGUCGUUCUAAAAUGAAAAACGUGCCCAACUGUCCCUACACACUGUAAAGGAAAGUUCACCCCUGUGUUCAUAUCUAAUUACAGCGUGCCGUGCCCGGGUCGACUUGGCUUUCGUCAUCGAUGGUUCAGGAAGCAUCGAGCAGUAUGGCAGAGGAAACUUCCGACGAUGCCUCAACUUCGUCAGAGCGAUUGUCAGCCGCUUUAACUUCAGAGGCGGGCAAACCCGAGUAGGGGUCGUACUGUACUCGUCAAGGCCUCGACUGAUCUUCGACUUUCGACGUUAUCGUUCCAAAGGACAAAUUCUAAAUGCCAUUAGUCGCAUACGAUACCCCAGGGGUGGUACGAAGACCGGAUAUGCUAUGCGGUACUGUUAUAGCCGGGUGUUCCGAUAUGCACGGAGAGGAGUUCGUAAGGUAUAAUUGUAAGAUAUUGAUAAACCAUAUCAACUACAUUUGUAUCAGCAGGAAAACUAGAUGCUCCAUUUUCUAUACCUAAACAGAAGCUGGAUCUUUCGUGUUUCAGGUUGCUAUAGUAAUGACUGAUGGAAGAUCAUAUGAUAGUGUGGUGUCUCCUGCAAAUUUGUUCCGACGAGCAAACAUCAAAUGUUAUGCGGUUGGAAUCGGUCGGAAAUACAAUAGUAGACAGCUCUUACAAAUAGCGGCAGGACGUAGAAGUCACGUGAUAACAGCUGGGUUUAGGCAAUUGGGCUCUAUAGUGGGUACUAUACAACGACGAGCAUGCAGAGGUGUGUUACUUUUUAAUUUGAACUUAAAUGUUAGAACUAUAUGGCUUUAUAAUAUAGAAGAUCCAUAAAUUAUAGAGCAACAGAUGAUUUAAACAAUAAACAAAUACUGUGGAGUCUUUUUGGUUUAUUUUUUCUAUUUAUUUUUCAAUUUUACUCAAAGCUGAUGUGUUUUUGCUGCAGGUACACGUCCUGUCAGACCCCCAGUACGACCACCAAGAGGGGGUAGGUUAUUCACACACUUUGUAUACAAUAACAUUAAACUCGUUUUCACAUCGCAUCUGAUACCAAUAUUCUCAUAAAGUGAUGGCAGUAGCAGGUAUUUGUUUGAGCCCGGGGUUUAUUUUGCGCAAUGGGGUUUUGAAGCUCAUUUCAGGACAAAGGAAAAACGGUCUAGCUGGAUAGAAAUUGCUAGAAAUAAUUUUUUGUCUACAAGGCUAACGGAAUAUUGUGGCGGAAAAGUCUUCAGCCUUCGUAUCCCAGCCCUACUUGUCUAAUGCUUUUUGUACAGGGGUCACGCUCAUAAAAUGCGUUUUUUUUAAAUGACCGAAACUAGCAACAGUCCGAUACUGAUAUCCUAGGGUUUUGAAGCUCAUUUCUUGAAAAAAAAAGAAAAAAACGGUCUAGCUAGAUAGAAAUUGGAAGGAGGACUAUUUUGUGUCUACAGAGCUAGGAGAAAUUUUUAAUGCUUUCGGUGUGGAGUUCACGCUAAUAGGAUGCCGUUUUUUUUAAAAUAACCUGAACUAACGCCAUUCCGAUAUUCAUUUCUUACUAGCGGUUAGCUUUUUGCAGCAUUAUAGAGUCAAAAUUUAAGGUUGAAAGGAUAGGUCGUUAAGACAAAAAAACGGAAAUGAUGCCUAAGGAACUCACCUAUCGGCCAAUCCGAGUUGUGUUACUUCCUUUCAGUCGUUCUAAAAUGAAAAGCGCGCCCAACUGUCCCUACACACUGUAAAAGAAAGUUCACUCCUGUGUUCAUAUCUAAUUGCAGCGUGCCGUGCCCGGGUCGACUUGGCUUUCGUCAUCGAUGGUUCAGGAAGCAUCGAGCAGUAUGGCAAAGGAAACUUCCGACGAUGCCUCAACUUCGUCAGAGCGAUUGUCAGCCGCUUUAACUUCAGAGGCGGGCAAACCCGAGUAGGAGUCGUACUGUACUCGUCAAGGCCUCGUCUGAUCUUCGACUUUCGACGUUAUCGUUCCAAAGGACAAAUUCUAAAUGCCAUUAGUCGCAUACGAUACCCCAGGGGUAGUACGAGGACCGGAUAUGCUAUGCGGUACUGUUAUAGCCGGGUGUUCCGAUAUGCACGGAGAGGAGUUCGUAAGGUAUAACUGUAAGAUAUUGAUAAACCAUCUCAACUACAUUUGUAUCAGCAAGAAAACUAGAUGCUCCAUUUUCUAUACCUAAACAGAAACUGGAUCUUUUGUGUUUCAGGUUGCUAUAGUAAUGACUGAUGGAAGAUCAUAUGACAGUGUGGUGUCUCCUGCAAAUUUGUUCCGACGAGCAAACAUCAAAUGUUAUGCGGUUGGAAUCGGUCGGAAAUACAACAGUAGACAGCUCUUACAAAUAGCGGCAGGACGUAGAAGUCACGUGAUAACAGCCGGGUUUAGACAAUUGGGCUCUAUAGUGGGUACUAUACAACGACGAGCAUGCAGAGGUGUGUUACUUUUUAAUUUGAACUUCAAUAUUAGAACUAUAUGGCUUUAUAAUAUAGAAGAUCCAUAAAUUAUAGACGAACAAAUUAUUUAAACAAUAAAAACAAAUACUGCGGAGUCUUUUUGGUUUAUUUUUUUCUAUUUAUUUUUCAAUUUGAGUUAAAGCUGAUGUGUUUUUGCUGCAGGUACACGCCCUGUGAGACCUCCAGUGAGACCACCAAGAGGGGGUAGGUUAUUCACACACUUUGUACACAACAAUAUUAGACUCGUUUUCACACCGCAUCUGAUAUCAAUAUUCUCAUAAAGUGAUGGCAGUAGCAGGUAUUUGUUUGAGCCCGGGGUUUAUUUUGCGCAAUGGGGUUUUGAAGUUCAUUUCUAAACAAAAGAAAACGGUCGAGCUGGAUAAAAGUUGCAAGAAAGAACUUUUUGUGUCAACAAGGUCAGGGGAAUAUUGUCGCGUUAAAGUCUUCAGCUUUUCUAUCCCAGCCCUGCUUUUCUAAUGCUUUUUUGCACAGGGGUCACGCUCAUAAAAUGCGAUUUUAUUAAAAUGAUCGAAACUAGCAACAGUCCGAUGCUGAUUUCCUACUAGGCGUUAGUUUUUUUGCGGCAUUAUAAAUUUAAAAUAAAAGGUUGAAACAAUACGUAGUUAAGACAAACAGACAUGGUUUGAUGCACCCUGGUUUGCAGAUUUAAUGAAUGUAACCGAAGAAGUUACAAUUCAUAGACCCAACGUUUCGACACUCCUGUCUGGUGCCUUCAUCAGGGGCGAUCUAAACGCUGCAACAAGAGGUCCUUUUAUAUGAUCACUAAUUAGCGGUCUUUUUUCUGACGAGGUGUAAAUAGGCGUCAGGAAGCAAACCGCUAUCGUCACGAUUUAAAGGAGCGUGGGCGGAGUUAAUAUGCCAAGCCUCCAAAGAAAGGCGCUGGUGGCAACGCCGAUUAGUGGUGAUAAUUUUAGAAUUAUCCCACCCAAUUGUAUGGUUGGUUAGGCAUGUGUGCUCCGAUAAAGCAGAAUUUUCCUUUUUGUAAAAGAAAACCGCUUUUUGAUGCUCUUUUAAACGUGUACCAAUCUGACGUUUGGUCUGUCCGAUGUAUUUGUGGUCGCAGUCAUUGCAUGGAAUAAAAUAGAUGGCGUCGGUUCGUUGUUCUUUCGUGACAGGAUCCUUAGGUUUGGCCAAAAUAUGCCCCAAAGUCUGAAAAGGUUUUUGAGCAACUUUAACGUUGUGGUUAUUCAAAAUUCUCUUGAUGGGUUCGGUAGCACUUUGAAUGUAAGGGAUGACAGCAAAACCAGUCGAGCACCUGGUUGCCGUGUGAACUUUAAUAUAAGACAAACAGGUUUACAGAUGAACGGAAAUGAUGCCUUAAGAACUGACCCAUUGGCCAAUUAGAGUUACGUUAAAUUCUUUGAGUCGUUCUAAAAUGAAAAACGCGUCCAACUGUCCCUAUACACUGUAAAAGAAAGUUCACCCCUGUGUUCAUAUCUAAUUACAGCGUGCCGUGCCCGGGUCGACUUGGCUUUCGUCAUCGAUGGUUCAGGAAGCAUCGAGCAGUAUGGCAGAGGAAACUUCCGACGAUGCCUCAACUUCGUCAGAGCGAUUGUCAGCCGCUUUAACUUCAGAGGCGGGCAAACCCGAGUAGGGGUCGUACUGUACUCGUCAAGGCCUCGACUGAUCUUCGACUUUCGACGUUAUCGUUCCAAAGGACAAAUUCUAAAUGCCAUUAGUCGCAUACGAUACCCCAGGGGUGGUACGAAGACCGGAUAUGCUAUGCGGUACUGUUAUAGCCGGGUGUUCCGAUAUGCACGGAGAGGAGUUCGUAAGGUAUAAUUGUAAGAUAUUGAUAAACCAUCUCAACUACAUUUGUAUCAGCAGGAAAACUAGAUGCUCCAUUUUCUAUACCUAAACAGAAGCUGGAUCUUUCGUGUUUCAGGUUGCUAUAGUAAUGACUGAUGGAAGAUCAUAUGACAGUGUGGUGUCUCCUGCAAAUUUGUUCCGACGAGCAAACAUCAAAUGUUAUGCGGUUGGAAUCGGUCGGAAAUACAAUAGAAGACAGCUCUUACAAAUAGCGGCAGGACGUAGAAGUCACGUGAUAACAGCCGGGUUUAGACAAUUGGGCUCUAUAGUGGGUACUAUACAACGACGAGCAUGCAAAGGUGUGUUACUUUUUAAUUUAAACUUCAAUAUUAGAACUAUAUGGCUUCAUAAAAAAUAAACAAAUACUGUGGAGUCUUUUUGGUUUAUUUUGUCUAUUAAUUUUUCAAUUUUACUCAAAGCUGAUGUGUUUUUGCUGCAGGUACACGUCCUGUCAGACCUCCAGUAAGACCACCAAGAGGAGGUAGGUUAUUCACACACUUUGUACACAAUAACAUUAAACUCGUUUUCACACGGCAUCUGAUAUCAAUAUGCUCAUAAAGUGAUGGCAGUAGCAGGUAUUUCUUUGAGCCCGGGGUUUAUUCUGCGCAAUGGGGUUUUGAAGUUCAUUUCUAAACAAAAGAAAACAGUCGAGCAGGAUAAAAGUUGCAAGAAAGAACUUUUUGUGUCAACCAGGCCAGGGGAAUAUUGUCGCGUUAAAGUCUUCAGCUUUUCUAUCCCAGCCCUGCUUUUCUAAUGCUUUUUUGCACAGGGGUCACGCUCAUAAAAUGCGAUUUUAUUAAAAUGAUCGAAACUAUCAACAGUCCGAUGCUGAUUUCCUACUAGGCGUUAGUUUUUUGCGGCAUUUUAAAUUUAAAAUAAAAGGUUGAAACAACACGUAGUUAAGACAAACAGACAUGGUUUGAUGCACCCUGGUUUGCAGAUUUAAUGAAUGUAACCGAAGAAGUUACAAUUCAUAGACCCAACGUUUCGACACUCCUGUCUGGUGCCUUCAUCAGGGGCGAUCUAAACGCUGCAACAAGAGGUCCUUUUAUAUGAUCACUAAUUAGCGGUCUUUUUUCUGACGAGGUGUAAAUAGGCGUCAGGAAGCAAACCGCUAUCGUCACGAUUUAAAGGAGCGUGGGCGGAGUUAAUAUGCCAAGCCUCCAAAGAAAGGCGCUGGUUGCAACGCCGAUUAGUGGUGAUAAUUUUUAGAAUUAUCCCACCCAAUUGUAUGGUUGGUUAGGCAUGUGUGCUCCGAUAAAGCAGAAUUUUCCUUUUUGCAAAAGAAAACCGCUUUUUGAUGCUCUUUUAAACGUGUACCAAUCUGACGUUUGGUCUGUCCGAUGUAUUUGUGGUCGCAGUCAUUGCAUGGAAUAAAAUAAAUGGCGUCGGUUCGUUGUUCUUUCGCGACAGGAUCCUUAGGUUUGGCGAAAAUAUGCCCCAAAGUCUGAAAAGGUUUUUGAGCAACUUUAACGUUGUGGUUAUUCAAAAAUCUCUUGAUGGGUUCGGUAGCACUUUGAAUGUAAGGGAUAACAGCAAAACCAGUCGAGCACCUGGUUGCCGUGUGAACAUUAAUAUAAGACAAACAGGUUUGCAGAUGAACGGAAAUAAUGCCUAAAGAACUGACCCAUUGGCCAAUCAGAGUUAUGUUAAAUUCUUUGAGUCGUUCUAAAAUGAAAAACGCGUCCAACUGUCCCUACACACUGUAAAAGAAAGUUCACCCCUGUGUUCAUAUCUAAUUACAGCGUGCCGUGCCCGGGUCGACUUGGCUUUCGUCAUCGAUGGUUCAGGAAGCAUCGAGCAUUAUGGCAAAGGAAACUUCCGACGAUGCCUCAAUUUCGUCAGAGCGAUUGUCAGCCGCUUUAACUUCAGAGGCGGGCAAACCCGAGUAGGGGUCGUACUGUACUCGUCAAGGCCUCGACUGAUCUUCGACUUUCGACGUUAUCGUUCCAAAGGACAAAUUCUAAAUGCUAUUGGUCGGAUACGAUACCCCAGGGGUGGUACGAAGACCGGAUAUGCUAUGCGGUACUGUUAUAGCCGGGUGUUCCGGUAUGCACGGAGAGGAGUUCGUAAGGUAUAAUUGUAAGAUAUUGAUAAACCAUCUCAACUACAUUUGCAUUAGCAGGAAAACUAGAUGCUCCAUUUUCUAUACCUAAACAGAAGUUGGAUCUUUCGUGUUUCAGGUUGCUAUAGUAAUGACUGAUGGAAGAUCAUAUGAUAGUGUGGUGUCUCCUGCAAAUUUGUUCCGGCGAGCAAACAUCAAAUGUUAUGCAGUUGGAAUCGGUCGGAAAUACAAUAGUAGACAGCUCUUACAAAUAGCGGCAGGACGUAGAAGUCACGUGAUAACAGCUGGGUUUAGACAAUUGGGCUCUAUAGUGGGUACUAUACAACGACGAGCAUGCAAAGGUGUGUUACUUUUUAAUUUGAACUUCAAUAUUAGAACUAUAUGGCUUUAUAAAAUGGAAGAUCUAUAUUUAUAGAGCAACAGAUGAUUUAAACAAUAAACAAAUACUGUGGAGUCUUUUUGGUUUAUUUUUUCUAUUUAUUUUUCAAUUUGAGUUAAAGCUGAUGUGUUUUUGCUGCAGGUACACGUCCUGUCAGACCUCCAGUAAGACCACCAAGAGGGGGUAGGUUAUUCACACACUUUGUACACAACAAUAGUAAACUCGUUUUCACAUCGCAUCUGAUAUCAAUAUUCUCAUAAGGUGAUGGCAGUAGCAGGCAUUUGUUUGAGCUCGGGGUUUAUUUUGUGCAAUGGGGUUUUGAAGUUCAUUUUUUAAACAAAAGAAAACAGUCCAGCUGAAUAAAAGUUGCAAGAAAGAACUUUUUGUGUCAACAAGGCCAAGGGAAUAUUGUCGCGUUAAAGUCUUCAGCUUUUCUAUCACAGCCCUGCUUUUCUAAUGCUUUUUUGCAUAGGGGUCACGCUCAUAAAAUGCGAUUUUAUUAAAAUGAUCGAAACUAUCAACAGUCCGAUACUGAUUCCCUACUAGGCGUUAGUUUUUUGCGGCGUUAUAGAUUUAAAAUAAAAGGUUGAAACAAUUCGUAGUUAAGACAAACAGGUUUGCAGAUGAACGGAAAUGAUGCCUAAAGAACUGACCCAUUGGCCAAUCAGAGUUGUGUUACUUUCUUUGAGUCGUUCUAAAAUGAAAAACGCGUCCAACUGUCCCUACACACUGUAAAAGAAAGUUCACCCCUGUGUUCAUAUCUAAUUGCAGCGUGCCGUGCUCGGGUCGACUUGGCUUUCGUCAUCGAUGGUUCAGGAAGCAUCGAGCAGUAUGGCAAAGGAAACUUCCGACGAUGCCUCAACUUCGUCAGAGCGAUUGUCAGCCGCUUUAACUUUAGAGGCGGGCAAACCCGAGUAGGAGUCGUACUGUACUCGUCAAGGCCUCGACUGAUCUUCGACUUUCGACGUUAUCGUUCCAAAGGACAAAUUCUAAAUGCCAUUAGUCGCAUACGAUACCCCAGGGGUGGUACGAAGACCGGAUAUGCUAUGCGGUACUGUUAUAGCCGGGUGUUCCGAUAUGCACGGAGAGGAGUUCGUAAGGUAUAAUUGUAAGAUAUUGAUAAACCAUCUCAACUACAUUUGUAUCAGCUGGAAAACUAGAUGCUCCAUUUUCUAUACCUAAACAGAAGCUGGAUCUUUUGUGUUUCAGGUUGCUAUAGUAAUGACUGAUGGAAGAUCAUAUGAUAGUGUGGUGUCUCCUGCAAAUUUGUUCCGACGAGCAAACAUCAAAUGUUAUGCGGUUGGAAUCGGUCGGAAAUACAACAGUAGACAGCUCUUACAAAUAGCGGCAGGACGUAGAAGUCACGUGAUAACAGCCGGGUUUAGACAAUUGGGCUCUAUAGUGGGUACUAUACAACGACGAGCAUGCAAAGGUGUGUUACUUUUUAAUUUAAACUUCAAUAUUAGAACUAUAUGGCUUCAUAAAAUAGAAGAUCUAUAUUUAUAGAGCAACAGAUGAUUUAAACAAUAAACAAAUACUGUGGAGUCUUUUUGGUUUAUUUUUUCUAUUUAUUUUUCAAUUUUACUCAAAGCUGAUGUGUUUUUGCUGCAGGUACACGUCCUGUCAGACCUCCAGUAAGACCACCAAGAGGGGGUAGGUUAUUCACACACUUUGUAUACAAUAACAUUAAACUCGUUUUCACAUCGCAUCUGAUAUCAAUAUUCUCAUAAGGUGAUGGCAGUAGCAGGCAUUUGUUUGAGCUCGGGGUUUAUUUUGUGCAAUGGGGUUUUGAAGUUCAUUUUUUAAACAAAAGAAAACAGUCCAGCUGAAUAAAAGUUGCAAGAAAGAACUUUUUGUGUCAACAAGGCCAAGGGAAUAUUGUCGCGUUAAAGUCUUCAGCUUUUCUAUCACAGCCCUGCUUUUCUAAUGCUUUUUUGCAUAGGGGUCACGCUCAUAAAAUGCGAUUUUAUUAAAAUGAUCGAAACUAUCAACAGUCCGAUACUGAUUCCCUACUAGGCGUUAGUUUUUUGCGGCGUUAUAGAUUUAAAAUAAAAGGUUGAAACAAUUCGUAGUUAAGACAAACAGGUUUGCAGAUGAACGGAAAUGAUGCCUAAAGAACUGACCCAUUGGCCAAUCAGAGUUGUGUUACUUUCUUUGAGUCGUUCUAAAAUGAAAAACGCGUCCAACUGUCCCUACACACUGUAAAAGAAAGUUCACCCCUGUGUUCAUAUCUAAUUGCAGCGUGCCGUGCUCGGGUCGACUUGGCUUUCGUCAUCGAUGGUUCAGGAAGCAUCGAGCAGUAUGGCAAAGGAAACUUCCGACGAUGCCUCAACUUCGUCAGAGCGAUUGUCAGCCGCUUUAACUUCAGAGGCGGGCAAACCCGAGUAGGAGUCGUACUGUACUCGUCAAGGCCUCGUCUGAUCUUCGACUUUAAACGUUUUCGUUCCAAAAGACAAAUUUUAAAUGCCAUUAGUCGGAUACGAUACCCCAGGGGUGGUACGAGGACCGGAUAUGCUAUGCGGUACUGUUAUAGCCGGGUGUUCCGAUAUGCACGGAGAGGAGUUCGUAAGGUAUAACUGUAAGAUAUUUGACUGGUGAAGCCAUCUCAACUACAUUUGUAUUAGUAGGAAAACUAGAUGUUCCAUUUCCCUUACCUAAACAGAAGUUGGAUCUUUUGUAUUUUAGGUUGCUAUAGUAAUGACUGAUGGAAGAUCAUAUGACAGCGUGGUGUCUCCUGCAAAUUUGUUCCGACGAGCAAACAUCAAAUGUUAUGCAGUUGGAAUCGGUCGGAAAUACAACAGUAGACAGCUCUUACAAAUAGCGGCAGGACGUAGAAGUCACGUGAUAACAGCCGGGUUUAGACAAUUGGGCUCUAUAGUGGGUACUAUACAACGACGAGCAUGCAGAGGUGUGUUACUUUUUAAUUUGAACUUCAAUAUUGGAACUAUAUGGCUUCAUAAAAUAGGGGAUCUAUAAUUAUAGAGCAACAGAUGAUUUAAACAAUAAAAACAAAUACUGUGGAGUCUUUUUGGUUUAUUUUUUCUAUUUAUUUUUCAAUUUAAGUUAAAGUUGAUGUGUUUUUCCUGCAGGUACACGCCCUGUCAGACCACCAGUAAGACCACCAAGAGGGGGUAAGUUGUUCACACACUUUGUACAAAAUAACAUUAAACUCAUUUUCACAUCGCAUCUGAUAUCAAUAUUCUCAUAAAGUGAUGGUAGCAGCAGGUAUUUCUCUAAGCCCGGGGUUUGUUCUGCGUAAUGGGGUUUUGAAGCUCAUUUCAGGACAAAGGAAAAACGGUCUAGCUGGAUAGAAAUUGCUAGAAAUAAUUUUUUGUCCACAAGGCUAACGGAAUAUUGUGGCGGAAAAGUCUUCAGCCUUCGUAUCCCAGCCCUACUUGUCUAAUGCUUUUUGUACAGGGGUCACGCUCAUAAAAAAAAAUGACCGAAACUAGCAACAGUCCGAUACUGAUAUCCUAGGGUUUUGAAGCUCAUUUUCUGAAAAAAAAAGAAAAAAACGGUCUAGCUAGAUAGAAAUUGGAAGGAGGACUAUUUUGUGUCUUCAGAGCUAGGAGAAAUUUUUAAUGCUUUCGGUGUGGAGUUCACGCUAAUAGGAUGCCGUUUUUUUAAAUAACCUAAACUAACACCAUUCCGAUAUUCAUUUCUUACUAGGCGUUAGUUUUUUGCAGCAUAUAUAGUUACUUCCUUUCAUUCGUUCUAAAAUGAAAAGCGCGCCCAACUGUCCCUACACACUGUAAAAGAAAGUUCACCCCUGUGUUCAUAUCUAACUGCAGCGUGCCGUGCCCGGGUCGACUUGGCUUUCGUCAUCGAUGGUUCAGGAAGCAUCGAGCAGUAUGGCAAAGGAAACUUCCGACGAUGCCUCAACUUCGUCAGAGCGAUUGUCAGCCGCUUUAACUUCAGAGGCGGGCAAACCCGAGUAGGGAUCGUACUGUACUCGUCAAGGCCUCGACUGAUCUUCGACUUUCGACGUUAUCGUUCCAAAGGACAAAUUCUAAAUGCCAUUAGUCGGAUACGAUACCCCAGGGGUGGUACGAGGACCGGAUAUGCUAUGCGGUACUGUUAUAGCCGGGUGUUCCGAUAUGCACGGAGAGGAGUUCGUAAGGUAUAACUGUAAGAUAUUUGACUGGUGAAGCCAUCUCAACUACAUUUGUAUUAGUAGGAAAACUAGAUGUUCCAUUUCCCUUACCUAAACAGAAGUUGGAUCUUUUGUAUUUUAGGUUGCUAUAGUAAUGACUGAUGGAAGAUCAUAUGACAGCGUGGUGUCUCCUGCAAAUUUGUUCCGACGAGCAAACAUCAAAUGUUAUGCGGUUGGAAUCGGUCGGAAAUACAACAGUAAACAGCUCUUACAAAUAGCGGCAGGACGUAGAAGUCACGUGAUAACAGCCGGGUUUAGACAAUUGGGCUCUAUAGUGGGUACUAUACAACGACGAGCAUGCAGAGGUGUGUUAGUAGAUUUUAGUGUGAGAUAUGAAAGCUUCAUAAACAAGAAAAUUUGUCAUUAUAAUGGAUUAUUAUCAAAAGAAAUGUAUUAUUUUUAAUUUUGAAUGAAAGCUGGUGUGUUUUGCUUCCAGGUACGCGCCCUGUGAGACCUCCACGUGGAGGGAGUAAGUUUAUUGUUAUUUUUUUAUGGUAACAGUUUUGGCAUCGUGCCUGAACCACGAAGCAUUUUAAAGAAAGAAAAGCUCAGUAUUACAAAGGAAGAGCUGCAGUUAAAUUGAUAUGAAUAAAUAUGAACGAUAUAUAAAGUUUUUCCCUUUUUAUUGCCUGGUAUAAUAGAGUAACCAUAGAAGAAUCAGGGAUACCGAGCUACUUAGACCUAACUUUAAUUUCAUGAUUAAUGACGUUUAUUGAAGUCUGGCAUAAAAUGUUAGGCUAAUUUUCAAUGGGACACACAAGGCGUAAUCGCUGUUUUCAACAGGCUUAUUGGUGACUUUUUUCUUUAAAAGGGGGAAUCUGUAACCUUCCAAAAGUAACUGGUCCUUGCCGUGCUGCAAAGCGAAGAUGGUACUACAAUAGGGCCACAGGAAGGUGCCAGAUGUUCAUUUAUGGCGGGUGCCGAGGAAAUGCUAAUAACUUUCGGUCAAAAGCUGAAUGUGAACGAAAAUGCCUCAGAAGAAGUAAGUUUAAGCUAAAAAAAAAAAUUAAAAAUUUUAAAAAACGCCAACCUAAGCAAUUUGAAAUUUACUAUCCUUAGCAGGUCACAAAAAUUUUGUCAUUAACUGUUGUCAAAAUAUGAUUUUUUUAACAUAAUAUGACCAGCUCUUGAAAAGUUGAACCAAAGAUGUAUGAAAUAAAUCAUUCUGAAAUUAGAAGCAUGCACCGUCUGUUUCACAUGGCCGUUAGACUAUGAGCAAGGUCCCGUAAAAAAGCAGUAUUUUCACCUGUCAUACACUUACCAAAUUCCGAGUAUUUCAGUUAUGCUGAGAGUGAUUAUUUUCUACAUUUUCUGUUUACUUAGGGCUUUUAAAUAACAUCCAGAUAGCUGGUAGAUCUGGUUUCAUGUUAUGGGCUGGCUAAAAUCUGACAUACAUUAAAUUCCCUUCAAAUUGGUUGACGGCUAAGAAAAAGAGAGCAACCGGCUUUUUAAUGGAUCUCAAAAUGCCAAAAAUGCAAUUGUAAUAUUCAAACCAUCAAAAUUUUACCAGGGGAGCGAAGAAUUCCCCAACAAGUGGAAGCCCUUCAGGCCUACAAAAUUUCCCAGAGAAGCCCGGACGAACCUAGGGAGUGAAAGCUCCUCAGGCCUUCAAAUUUACUCGCCUAACCUUAACCCUAAACCACCAAACAUUAUUGAAACCACUGUUGCCGAAACUAUCGCGAUGUUACAGUAAUGCCAUCCCUCUUUUGGAAGUAUUUUUUCUGAAAAAACAUUGAAAAUUCGUUACACCGUCAAGACUAUCAGAUAUCCUUUACUAUACUGUUAUAUAAAAAAAUACUUUCAGUGGCAAUUCCAAUUUUUUAUUACUUGUUUUUGCUCAUACGCUUGUUUUGUUAAGUAAAAAGUCUUUUACGCAGAACUUACAAUUGCUCUUUGUUGUUUCCUUUUUAGGGAGAGUUAUCAGAAUUACUGCAAACGUCAUAGGUAAGAAUUUUUUUUUUGUACCUGAGGCAUCUACUGAGAACUGAUGUGUUUUAAUGGAAGGACUCGGGUUUUCUUUAAUCGUUAGUUGUUUUUACCCCAAUUUCAUAGGAAGUACGUCGUGGAAAGGCGUGAAUUAGAGGGAAAACUAUUUUUCAAGCGAGCUAAAUAAAAAGUGUCGAUGUGAAUUCAUAACUCAAUAAGUUAAUAAUACUAAUUGACCUGUCUUGAAUUCAAAGACUUGUAAGUACAUAUACGCUACUCAUUUUAAUUCGAGGCCCUUGCACAGCCGUUGAAUAAUCACAUGUUGAGUGUUUACUUUCACAGCAAUAAGUAAAGGAUGCUUCAGGGACACUGGUCGACGAGCGGUAGCAACACUGGAAGGUAGAAGUCGUCUUUUGAAAGGAAGUUACCGCAGAAGGCGUUACGCAAUUCAGAAGUGUGCUAUGGCAGCGAAAAGGCGAGGUUGGGGUGUUUUCGCUGUGCAACAUGGCGGAUGGUGUGCUUCCGCGAAAUAUGCGUAUCGAACAUAUGGUAAAUACGGAAGAUCCAACAGAUGUAGACAUGGAAAGGGAGGACCUUGGGCAAAUGACGUCUACUUUCUUAAGGGUAAGUUUGUUAAAAAAGUGACUGAGUCUGUCAAUAUCUAUGUACAACAAGUCAAAAUCUGAGAAUGGAUUUUUACCGAGGUACCACAAGUUGAUGUUGAAACUUCAUUUAAAAAUUUUACUCCACACUUAAUUUAAAUUUUUAUCCAAACACGUUCUAAAUAAUCAAAGAAAACUUAACUUACCUUAAGGUAAAAGCUUUAUUUUGUGCCCUUGUUUACGAAAAGCUUCUGGCAACGUGUACAGCACCAAGUUUUCCCGCCAAAAUAUCACCGGUGUCACUGAGCGAAGGCUGGGACUCUUUAAACCAAAAUGGCGGACAUUGAGCCACUAUGCCCAUCAGUUGUUUUGUUAAAGAGACAAAAUUUCACGACAUUCCAGCCUAUGAUUGAAAUACAUUUGAGCUUUUCUAUAUUUCAAGUUAACUCCCUUUCACGAUAUCAGUGCCUGUAAGACGAGAAGUUGUGAUCAUAACGUUUGUCCAGGCAGUGCAUCUGCGAAUCGCGUGCCAUGGAAUUUGUUACAAAGUCAGUACAGUGUCUUCAGUAAUGCAGUUCUCAGAGUACGUUUUCAUAAACUAAGAUAAUCUCACAACAUAAAUCUCCUGUGAGUGCGUUGGAAACGGGAAAAUAUAUUGUAUAAGAACAAGUCCUUUAGCAGUUGCCUAAUUUUUUUUUGGCGUUUUUCAGGGUCAUGUCGAAAACGCACAACUCAAAACUUCUGUUGCGUGUUUCCGUUCAUUUACCGCGGCAAACGAUACAACAGUUGUACCAGAAUAAGAUCUCGACGGCCAUGGUGUGCUAUAACUCCCAACUAUGAUGUAGACAAAUUGUUUGGAUAUUGUGGUGGUGCAGGUGAAGAAAUGUGUUUGAUGACUCAACUUUUAAUUCCGUUAAAUUUAUUUCAUUGGUAAUACUAAGUAAAAUGAGUGAUUUAGAUUUUCAGAUUAAGAUUAUAUUUUGGCAAGAAAAUAUAUUUUUUAAUUAUAUAUGCAAAUUUUUGUUUGUGAGGAAGCUCAUUUGGCUGAUGACUGCGAGCUUCCCCCUUAACUAAGACUUAAAUUUAGUUAAUUUGUGGACUGUAAUCAGUGUAAAAAAGCUAUUAUGAGAAAGACAAAUGGACCAAGCACAGCAUUUUUUUGAUGUGAAAUCAAAAUUAUGAUUUCAGUCCCAUAGUUCUAGACACAAAGCCUUAUUACCAGUACAUCCGUUUUGAAAUCACAUCAUUUGAUGGUCCAAGUUAUCGGAUAUUGGUAGUCACAAUUGUUGUACUAAUCCUGUGGCAAAAGAAAGUGAAUAUGAAAAUUAGGAAAAGAGUAUAAUUGGUGAAUAAAUAACAUUGCUGAAAUCUGCAAUCCAAUUGCUUGUUUUGUCUUACUCUUCCAUCCUUACUGGUUGGGGGAGAAGGUGCUCUUCAUAGAAAAAAGUGUGAUUUGUGAAUAAAUUACAUCUUUCUGAUUAAGGGCCAAUCAAAUUACAAGGGUCACCAGUUAUUUUCAAAUAGAUGUAAUAAAGUAUGAUUAUUUUAUUUCUACUUUCAGGACGUCCUGUAAGACUCACACCACCCCUGAGACGUAAGUGUUUAUAAACCAAAUUCUAAACUGAUAAUAGUGGUGGUGCUGAUAAUACUUUUUGUAAUAAGAUUGCAGUUCAGACUUUUGUCAAGGGUACUAUUAGUGUUAAGAAGAGUGAAAAAAGUUUUAAUGACAAACUGAUGAUAUGCUAGUAAUUAAGUGAUCAAAAACUGUACUGAAUCUAGGUCAAACCAAAAGCUUCCUUGCAGUCUGUCCAUGCCAAAUUUUGUUUAAUUUUUUGGUCUAAUAUUAUAAUACAACAUAACAAAACACAUUUCUUUUGUCCUCUUUUUUCAGUCCAGAGAAUUGGUUGUUUUAAGGAUACAUGGCGUAGGGCCAUCCCACAACUAGAUGGUAAAAGUCCUAUGUUAAGAGGAAACUAUAAGCGCCGAAGAAAAGCUAUUGAAAAAUGUGCUUAUGAAGCUGUAAAGCGUGGCUAUCAGUUCAUUGGAAUCCAAGAUGGUGGAUGGUGUGCAUCCGGACCAAGGGCUCACAAAACCUUUGCUAAGUAUGGCCGAUCAAACAGAUGUAGGAAUGGCAAAGGUGGACCUUGGGCUAAUGAUGUUUACAGGAUUAUAGGUGAGACUGUGUUUGGUGAAAUUUCCAGUUUCCAAAUUGGCAAACUUGCCUAUAUAAAUUCCAGUUCUAUUGAAAUAUCAAAUGUGCAUAAUAUUACCUAAGCUUUUCACUUUCACAUCUCAUUAGUAAUUCUCCUUACUGUCUACAACUCUUAUGAUGUUAGUUGGAAAAUUUUAUAUUGGAUCAUACAAGAAUCCCCUAAAUUAUAUUUUUCUUGAUUCUCAUCACCUAUCUUGUAUUGUUAUUGUAAGGAGAAAUUCUUUCUUAAUCACUCAUAGGAGUUAAAGGCUUGAAUGUUGGAAAGUAUAAUAUAUUUAUUUAUUAGUUUACAAGAAACUUUGAUGAAAUCUUUUCAAGUAGCAAGUAGUUACAAGUGUUGAGAGGUUGAUCAAUUCAUUUACUUUUCAUUGCUCUUAAAAAAUAUAUUAUCUGAAAAAAUAUGUAUUUACAUAACCAACAUUGAAGACAAUGGUUGCUUUUAAUGAUAAUCAUCACUUUUCCUAUGUAUUUUUUUGUUUUCCAAUGCUGUCAUUGUUUGUUGCUUAGUAUUUGAAUGUGGAAUGACAGUAGUAUAAUUUAUUUUUUCCCUUUUUCCCUGAUUUGAUCAGUUAGCCAAAGAAAAUGUUUUGUGUUUCUUUUUUGUUAGGAAAAUGCAGAAAACGAACUACGUCUGGUUACUGCUGUGUGUUCCCAUUCACCUAUGGUAGACGUCGUUACAAUAGAUGUGCAAAAACAAGGAGUGGGCGGCCAUGGUGUCCAAUUACACCAGAUUAUCCUCGGAGCAAACAAUGGGGAUAUUGCCGUGGUUACAGAGGUAUUAAUGAAGAUAUACUAUUACUAUUAUAACAUUAGACUUGAUCAAAGUGAGGUAAUUGUUAGUUACUUUUUUUGCAGCGUUGCUAAUGCUUGUCAACUUCUUUUGCUCCACCAGCUCCUCCAACUAAAGUAACCAGUGGAGUUGUGAGUAAGUAACUUGAUAGCUUUCUUAUUUGUUUUUGUGUUACAUCAUGCUUGCACAUUUUUAGUAUUUACUGUACUGUCAUUACUGUCCAAGUGAUGCCAAAUGAAAUAAGUGGUACUUGAUUUAAAUGAUUAUUACUAUUCUGCUAAUUAACAUCACUAAGAUCUGUCUGUUUUCUUGUUUUCUUUCUCCAAAUGUGAAUUGAUUUUGAUACUUCUUGUAUUACAGUUCGAUCCCGAGGCUGUUACAGAGAUACAGGUCGCCGAGCCAUUCCACAAAUGGAUGGAAAAGGCCUUCUUGUGCGUGGUUUCUAUAGACGAAGAAGUGAUGCCAUAGCAAAAUGUGCUCUGGAGGCUGCCAAGCGACACUACAGAGCUUUUGCUGUUCAACAUCAGGGAUGGUGUGCUACAGGCCCUAGAGCUCACCUGACAUACAGGAAGUAUGGACGAUCCAAUCAAUGUAGGAAUGGCAAAGGUGGUCCAUGGGCAAACGAUGUUUACUUUGUUUCUGGUUGGUUUAAAAAAAUGAAUACCACUGUUUUAAACUGUUUUUAUAUAUGGGAUAAUUAUCUACAUAGGAUAACAUAAAAAUUUGUUUUUAUAGGUAAAUGUCGAAGAAGGGCCACAAAUCACUACUGCUGUGCAUUCCCGUUCAUCUACAAAGGACGUCGUUAUAACAGUUGUACAAGAAGAAACCACAAUCGACCAUGGUGUGCUCUGACACCCAACUAUGAUCGCGACAAGAAAUGGGGAAAUUGUAAAUGUAAGUUUUAUCAUAAACCAGCUACUUAUGGUGUAUGUGUUGAAAUACUUUAAAUUAAUUGUGCAGUUGUGCAGUCUGAUUGUCUGGCUGACAGUUGUCCUGAGAAGGACUAUUGUGGAUAGUAGUGACUGAUGUUCUGACAACCUUAGUCAAAGUCAUUAUCAGAGUUGAGUGAUUAACAUCAGAGGAGACCCAGAAAAUAUUUCUCGUGAGAAACACUAAAUAAUAAACCUACUGUAUAGCUUAAUAUUAGCAGUGACCCCUUUAAACCAUCAAAUCCCUCAUGAGACUUUGAAUCCUUUUCCAUUACACUAGGCCGACGUCGCAAACCAGUCCGACCUGUUGUACCUCGAGUUAGAGGUAAGUGUCGCAGUACCUUUUCAUAUUUGAUAAAAAAGUAAACUUCUAUCUGAAUUGAAGUCUUUCAUACAUUCCAUUUCUAGAAUAUGAGCUGUUUACAACUUUGCCCAUUGUUCUUUUUUUUUUUUCUUUUUUUUUUUUUUUUUUUGGAUCAUGUGUGCUAGCUGAAUGGACUAAAUUAACUGUAAAGAGUACAGUUGUUAGGUACUUUUUGCAUAGUACAUAUAAUUUUUUUUAUAUUGUCACUAAUAAUCAGUUAUAGCUUAUGAUAUGUUUGUGAUAGCUUACAAUAUUGUGUUUAGGCUCUUGCUCUAAUCAUCGUAGCAGCUUUACAAAUAAGUGAAUUGUUGUAAUAGUUAAUACAUAUCGUGGAUUAAAAUCUCUCAACUUAAACUUUAUUUCUUGUUUGUUUUGUUUUGUUUUUCUUUUUUUUCCAGGACGUGUAAUCCGCAUCACAAUGGUUUUAGUGGGUGAGUAAACUAAAAUUAUUAAAAUUCUCUCGCAUGAACUUGCACAAUAUGCCUAUGUAGUUGAUUUACCUUAUACUGUUUAGACCCAAAACCACGUUAAACAUGGACUUCUCUUUCCUUAAAGGCUUUUUCGUAAUUUCCCUCGACAUAUAUACGUGAUUUUUUGUUUCGUAAAAUAUUGAUUUUUUCGUGGUUUUUGUUUCAAUCAGCUAAAGGACUCGGCUGCUUCAGGGACACAGGAAGACGAGCCAUAUCAACGUUGGAAGGCAAAAGUCGUCUCCUUAAAGGAAAUUACCGCAGAAGGCAGUACUCCAUUCAGAAAUGCGCUCUGGCGGCAAAGAGGAGAGGUUACACAGUAUUCGCAAUCCAACAUGGCGGAUGGUGUGCCUCUGCUAGACACGCUUAUCGUACAUAUGCCAAAUAUGGGAAAUCUAACAGAUGUAGGAAUGGAAAGGGUGGACCCUGGGCUAAUGACGUGUACGUCUUAAGAGGUAAAGAUGGCUUUGGUUUUUGUAACCCUCAUGUUUUAUUGCUAGAAACCUGUCAACCUCAAGUUGAUUUAUAGCAUAUGCAUAUCAUGUGGAAAUUUUGGUAAAAACAUAUUUGGAAAAAAUUUGUUUACUCCUUUUGUCUAUUUUUAUUUAAGCAUAGUUCAUAUCAGCAGUUUCUUGCAAAAAAAAUUAAGUGAACCAAAUUUUGAUUCUUGUGCUUUUGGUUGAAUUUUUGAAGCUGAUUGGCUGAGAAGUUAACCAAUGACGGGGCCGUAAAAACAAUGUCAAUGUGAUCCCGACACUCAAUUGCCGUAGUGCGACACACUCUCACUAUAUUGGGUUUUUUUGCCUUUGACGUCAGGGUCUUGUAGAGUUCGAUCAACCCGUGGUGAAUGCUGCGUGUUCCCGUUCGUUUACAAGGGCCGAAAGUAUACUAGCUGUACCACGGUCAAUUCUAGAAACCGUCGUCCAUGGUGUGCCUCAACUCCAAAUUAUGACGUGGACAAAUUGUGGGGUUACUGCCGAGGACGAGGAGGUGAGAAAUAUAUUGUUAUCUUUAAUGUAUCCGGUUUCGUUUUAUUUAAGUGGUAAAGAAUAGGAUACAUCGUACGAACAAACAACUAAGGUAUCUCAAUUGGUUUGUUUGUUUGCAUGUGAGAGAAUUGUAAAUUAGUUCUUAAAACUCUGUGAGAGAAAUAUUACUAGUUUUAAUCUGCGUUUUCUUUUUUUUCAAUUUCAGCUCCUAUCAUCAAGGUCACACCGCUAGUAACACGUAAGUAACGCUAUUAAUAUCUUGCUAGUCCUUCUUUCGCUUAGUGUUUUGCCAGAGUUGUUGUGUUAGUGUUACACUUGUCAGUCGUAUUAGCUACUACAUAUUUUUUUUCAUUUGGAGCCUAUCAGAGCGCAUUUUGACCGGGGGGUUAAAACUACUCCGGAAGCUUGGUAACCACAAUAGGUAACCUUAUCAAAGUUCAAUGUCACAAGCAGCGUAUAGGUAUUGAGAGGAAUUAUAGGAACGCAACCAAAAAAAAAGUAUUCUACUUAGGCGGAACUUGUUUUAGUUAAAAAGUUAACUGGAUGACAGCUUUAGCGAGUUCUCUCGACAAACUAUAACAUGGUAAAUCAGAACCAAUGCAAGUGUUCCCUUGUGUCUCGUUUCGUCUAUAGUCCAAAGAGUCGGCUGCUUUAAAGACACAUCUCGCAGAGCCAUCCCUUACCGUGAAGGCAGAAGUAUCCUUCUGAAAGGAAACUACCAAAAACGUCGCUUUGCCAUAAAGAAAUGCGCCUUAGAUGCUGCCAGGUUUGGCUACAAGUAUAUCGGGGUCCAACAUGGUGGUCAGUGUUUUUCAGGACCCCGUGUCCAGUUCACUUAUGCCAGGUAUGGCCGUUCAAACAGAUGUAGGAAUGGAAAGGGAGGUGGCUGGGCAAAUGAUGUCUACAGGAUCUCAGGUGAAGUGAUUUUUUACAGAAUAUCUACUUGAGUUUUUUUUUUUCUAUUAUUUCAUCAUUCCUUCUCGUUUUCUCUGGUUCUUCGCAAUGGUAACUGAACUGAGUGGAAUGCAGUUUGGUCGGAAAUCAUACUCGUGAUUUGGGGACAAAAGUUGCAAAGUUGCCACACAAUGGCUUCAUUGUCUUUCGUUUUCUUGCAAUUUGAUUGGUUACCAUUAGCAAACCUUGGAAUGUGAUUGGUUGUUUUGUCUUCAGCUCCUCAUUGUUGUUAUUUCAUUGGCUUGAGAAAAGGAGACGAUUUGGAGCAAAAAAAAUAGAGCGAUUCGUAAUAAAAAAAAUUUGCUCUACUGAUAGCCAAUCCGAUUGUAAAGGUCGCUGGUGAUUUGAAACUAGAUGUAGUUAAUUUAGGAAUCACUCAUGAUUAAACUAAAAGUUCUGUGAAGAAAAACCGAAAAACUAAAUAACGCAUAGGGCAAAGCAAAAAUAAGAGAGAAAAGUGAACUAAAUGAUUGUGUUGAAUAAUAAGAGUUUUCUAGUGAAAGAUUCUUAUUGUCAGUGAUGUGUUUCAAUUUUAGGAAAGUGCAGAUAUCGCACUACCACAGGUUACUGCUGUUCGUUUCCUUUCGUGUACCGCGGGCGUCGAUACAACAGUUGCGCCAAGAAUAAACGGGGACAAAGUUGGUGUUAUAUAACUCCGGACUAUAAGAGACGGAGACUUUGGGGAUACUGUAGGGGUGGAGCACGCCGUAAGUUCGUACAUUCAUAUCUAUUUGUGUCUAUUUUCAUCUAUUUAUUACAAUUGAACUACAACAAAUUGAUGAAAACAAUUCAAAAACAUUAUAGACAUAGUUAUAAUAACUAACAAAGUAAAAAGGCGCCCCACACAACUGACAAGGUAGAUCAAUUGCGCGCUUUACGACAGCCAUUUAAAAAAUUUGAAAAGAUACGUGUAUUGUUUGUGAAAGUUAUUUACGUUUUAUUUGCGUUUGUUUUUUUACAGCUCGACCAAUCCGGGUAACACCUAAUGUCUUGCGUAAGUAUGGCCACCUUUCUCUUUCUUUUUUUAUAUUUAUGUUAAAAAGAAAUUCUCGGAUAAAUUUUGAAUUUUUAGUCGAGAAACUGUAGACUCGUAAGACACACUGUGAAAAAAUGAUUCUGAUCUCACCUCUUUUGACCCUUGACCUUUUCCCUGCCAAGAUCUAAAUACAAAUUCUCUGGAGAUUCCUCCAUAUAUCUGUAAUUAUUUUAGCUCCGAGAAUUUGAUAUUAAAUCCAGGUAAAAUUUCUCGUCAUAACCUUUCUGCUGGAAAAUAAAAGAAUAUUGUUAGCAGUAAAUUCUCUUUGGUCACUCACAGGAGUGAAAGGGUUAAAUCACUAAGGACUAAUCACUAACUUUUACAUGGAUUGGUUCCUGUUCUCUUUUCAGUUAAACCUGCUGGAUGUUGGCGAGACACUGGCCGUCGAGCCAUUCCACAAAUGGAUGGCAAAGAUUUUCUUGUCCGCGGCUACUACCGAAGAAGAAGCGACGCCAUUUUCAAGUGCUUCGCAGCUGCAGCGAGACGUGGCUACAGGGCUUUUUCCGUUCAGCAUCAGGGAUGGUGCGCUACAGGUCCAAGAGCUCACUUGACCUACAGGAAGUAUGGACGAUCCAAUCGAUGUAGGAACGGCAAAGGUGGCCCGUGGGCUAAUGACGUGUAUUUUAUUCGAGGUGAGAGCACAGGAAUUGUGGCUCACGACUUAUCAGUACUCGACUUGACAUGAAUGGAUAUGACUUAACCUGAUUUGAGUGAAACUGCGCUACAUAAUUUUACAUGUCAUGAAUUGACUUAACAGAUUUAAAUUAACUUACCAGAUAUGCGUAACAUGACACAACGUGACCUCAACAGUGACAUGACGUCAUAGAUUAACACGACUCUAUCGGUGAAAAUGCGUUACGUGACAGAACGUGACCUUGAUAUUACUGGACAUGUUGUGACAUGGUGUGACAGAUUAACACAACUUUACCUGAUAUGAAAUUAACUUCGUUUCCUGACCCUACGUGUAACUUUGACAUGACUUAAUAUGGUUGAUAUUACUCUACUAAAUGUUAAUAUGAGUAACUUUUUAUGGAGCGUGACUUUAUUCGACUUGAGAUAUCAUUCGUGCCGUUACUUUUGAACUCUCACCUGUAGGAUCAUGCAGGAAACGAACCACCUCGCGCUACUGCUGUGCAUUCCCAUUUAUCUACAAAGGACGUCGUUACAAUCGCUGCACAUCGAAGAACCACAAACGACCUUGGUGCGCUCUGACGCCCAACUACGAUCGAGACAAGAAAUGGGGAAAUUGUGCAAGUAAGUUUUAGGCUGUGAACACGGAGGACUGAAUUAGAAACGUUGUUCUAACAACCAGAUAUUGAAUAAAGGUAUGAAAAUUAUUAAAGAAGGUAUCCAUUGUGACGAACGAGAGGAACUAAUGUUGUUGAUUUGUUCACAAAUUUUCACUAUCCUUACCCUUUAUUUAGUAUCCUCCGCUAGUUUGUUUGGAUAAAUAUGUUAAGAUGAAAACUAGACCUUUUACAAGAAGAAAUAUCGUUUCCUCGUUCCGAUCCAAAUUCACUUGUGGAGUUGUUUUUCUUUUUUGUGUUUUAUUUGACCUGAUUAUUAAGUGUUAAUUUAUAUAUCCAAUGUCUGCAUUCCUCUACAUUAGCAUCUAUCAGUUAGACAUGACUUAAUAUUGAUUUAAUAUUUGUUUUAAACACUCCACAGGACGUCGGCCUGUCAGGCCUGUUCGUCCAGUUGUUCCUUCAUACAGAGGUGAGCUCUAGCAGCUAUUCCAGCUUUUAUUAAUAGCAGUAAAGUAGACUGUUAGUAGUCGGUAUUUUCUUCUCCUUUUUUUUUUUUUUUUUUUUAACGAGCAUGGAGGGGAAGUGAAAGCAGAACUUUGGUCUGGACGGGAAGGGACUGGAUCGAGAUACGUGACACACCCUGUGUUUUCCCUGUCAUGUUUCAGUCUCCUCUCGUGCCAGGCUCUUUUCAAAAAAUGAAGAAAAAAGGCUCAAAGUGCACCAAUUAAGUGAACUUCUUGGAUGCUUAACUUCUGUCUUGUGUUCUUCACUUUCCAUGGUGAAAUUGAAGGCAGGAGUAGAACUGAUGGUUCCCUCGCGGUGACUCAAAAUACUUUUAUUCCUUACAGGGAAAGUGAUCAGAAUCACCGUUGGAUUGAAAGGUUGGUGCAGUUUCCUUCUUACGUGUAAUUCUGUGCAUUAGCAAGGUGUGACUUCCACUCGGUAAAACUUCGUUGUAACACCCAAAGAGUGUCAAUCUACUUAAUUAAGCGAAAGUAGAUUAAGCACACACGAGUCCUUCUGAAAACUGAGGUAUUAUAUCCAGACUGUAGUUGUAUUGCUUACUUAACUGUCAAGGUGCCAUCACUAAUUGCGAAUACAAUAGUAAAUUGGAAGCGAAGUUCGGUGAGCAACGGUCCAAAACAGGUCAAAGUUGUCCAAUGGUGAUUUUCCAGGUUUAGUUUUUCAUUACAGCGUAUAAAGGCCUUUUAGUAGCAGUUCGAUAGUUACUGGUCUUUAACGUUUUCUUUCAGUAAAGGGACUUGGCUGCUUCAGGGACACAGGCCGACGAGCUAUAGCACCACUGGAAGGCAGGAGCCGUCUUCUUAAGGGAAAUUAUCGUCGAAGGCGAUACGCCAUUCAGAAAUGCGCCCUGGCGGCAGCGAAGCGAGGCUUCAGAGUGUUUGGUGUGCAGCAUCAGGGGUGGUGUGCGUCAACGAAAUACGCCUACCGAACAUAUGGCAAAUACGGAAGAUCUAACAAAUGUAGAAAUGGAAAGGGAGGACCUUGGGCCAAUGAUGUUUAUGUCCUCAGAGGUGCUUUUGUAAACCAUUUUAUUUUUGGAAUUGAAAGAUUUUCUAUUUUUAAAAAGUCAUUGCUUAACCACUUCACUUUGCACUUCUAACUUUGUUCAUGACGCGAUUUCACCGAGAAACUGCUGACCUCCUAUUUUUCAGGCUCUCCUCGUGUACGAACAACCAAAGGCAAUAUUUGUGUGUUCCCGUUCAUCUACCGUGGAAGGCGAUACCGCCGCUGUACCCGAGUCAACUCAAGGCGGCCUUGGUGUGCACUAACCCCUAAUUACGAUGUAGAUAAACUGUAUGGCUGGUGCAGAGGACGAGGUAGGCGAAUGAUUUAUAUUAAAAGAUAAAGCUGUAGCACUAAGGGACUAGAUUUGUUUUUCAUUUUAUUGAUCUCUUUUCCACGCAUUUGACUAUAAUUGAGCUGAAAAAUGUCGUUCGUUUCUCCAGGGUCGUCAUUGCGUAGAGAGCAGUCAUAUUGCGAUUUCGUUGAACCUUACUGAAGCCUAAUGACUUGAAACUCACCAUCAUUUCUUCACUAACAGAUUGUUAAAAACAAAAAACAAAAAAAAAACAAAAACAAAAAAACCCAUGUUAAGUUUAUGAGUAUUGUAUCUGAAGAUUUUAGCAUCCCAUAAGGUUAUGAGUAAUCCCUUUGUUUUCCUUUCAUCAUUGUUUUGUGUUAUCAUUGAUGUUAUUAUUUUUAUUAGCAUUAUUAUCCUUAUUAUCGCUCUUUUGUCGCCUUUAGUGGGUAAGAGAAAGUAAAAACGUUCAGUCUAAUUUUGCACGCGUCCUCAAGGCUACGUUACUCCAACCUGUGUCUAUUGUUUUUCUUUUUUUCCUUGUAGGACGGCCUAUAAUAAUCUCUAGAACAUUAAGAGGUAAAAAUGAAUUCAUUAUUGCCUUUUUCAGCACAUACCUUAGUUUUUAACAGUCCAAAGCAUGAUUGUUUUAAUGCUGAAUUUGACACUAAUAUAGAAAAAACCCGCGUAUAAGAACCUAGGCUUUUUCAAGCUAGCCUCCAUAGCAUCUUAUUUAACUGGUGUUUACUGUGAAAUUAGGCUACCUAGAUUCUUAAUCAUGUUCUUAGUUUUUGUUUAAAAACAAAACAAAACAAAACAACUUGUAUAGGUGGGUGUGCGUAUGAUACUGUGCUGUAUACCAGCCUCGUAGUGCCUUGCUUUACAUGAUUAAUUUGUACACACAGUCGGAUAUGUUACAUAGCUGUGGUCUUAUAACACUGCCAGCAUUCUGGCUAGUUUUGUUACCUUUUGGUAUCGCAUGCGAUGUACCGUAUCAAAUUUGAACAAACUCUACAUUCUACAAAUAAGAAACUGUAAUGAGAUUUUGGCCUAGAAUGGUUUUUAUAAGAUGGGUGCUUAACUGGGAAAUUUUAGCUUAACAGAUCCUUCAGAGUUAGGUUCUUAUACGCGGACUUUUACUAAAUUACAGCUCAGAGAAUUGGCUGCUUCAAAGAUACGGGAAGAAGGGCAAUACCUAUACUGGAAGGUAAAAGCCGGUUUCUCAGAGGCAACUACCAAAGGAGACGCUAUGCCAUUAAGAAGUGUCUUUUGGAGGCAAUCAAGAGAGGUUACAAAGUAUUUGGAGUCCAACAUGGCGGGCAGUGUUUUUCAGGACCCAGGGCUCAGUAUACCUAUGCUAAAUAUGGACGCUCAAACCGAUGUAGGAAUGGAAAAGGAGGGCCGUGGGCCAACGAUGUCUACAGGAUUUAUGGUAUGCGAGUGUUCUUUGUGAUUGUCCUGUUCAAGGUCCACAAUUCAGUUGGUAUACUGUUGGAAGGUGACUGAAAUAACAUGAUGAAAGAAAGGGUGUUUUUACCGUGGGAGGACCCACAAAAUAUCUUGUUAAUUAUCUAUGGUGACCAGGUCUAUAAAGGCCAGAAGGGCAGUCCUUGAUUGCUAAGUUAGUGGACCACUUUUAAUCCUUUUUUUCUUAGAAGUAAAGACCUGUAUAACCAUCACUCAUGCUUCAAUGUGCAUUAUUUGACUACUUCUUACUACGUGUUAUGCAGACUCGAUUUGAUUAUUCUUUAGGGAGAUGCAGAAAACGUACGACGCAAGGUAACUGCUGCGUGUUCCCGUUCAAGUAUCGCGGGCGUUAUUACAACAGCUGCGCUAGAAAUCGUCGUGGUCAGCGGUGGUGUGCACUUACGCCUGAUUAUUCCAGGAACAAGCUGUGGGGAUACUGCAGAGGAGGAAGCAAACGUAAGUGAUAAUUUAAGUUGUCUCUUGGAGGGCAUAGCAACCACAACAGCCAAUCAGAGUAUAUGUAAAUAUCCCAAGGAACCAAUGAGAACUUUAGAGUAACAAGAUACAAACAGCAAUCAGCAUGAAGCGCGGGAAAACGCGAGUGCCCUAGCCGGUAUUGGUUUUGUUUUAGGUACUGAUUGGUUAAGAGAAUGGCGCAUGCUCUGUAGACCAAUAAUAGAGCGUGUCGAUUGAAGGAAAGCCAGCGCAAUCCAGGAUUAGAAUCAACACUGAAUUGAAAACUGCUCUAAAAUGUUUCUGUUUUCCUUUUUCAUUUCAUGUUGCUUUCGAUUCAAUAGGUUACAAUACUGAAACCAGAUUUUCGACCUUAAUUAAGUCUUUGUGAUUGGAACAUGGGUCUUACAACGUUUAAAGCGUUAUUUCUCAUCCCAAUACGUACCUCCCCAUACCCCCCAACAACCAUCUCUAAAAACUUCAAACUUGUGCGUGUGAAGCUCGGGCUCAAAAGGUCUUUAUCUUCGUUCAGUGCUACAUUUUGACAUGUUUCUGUGAUCAGAUGCCAAUUCAUCAUGAUGUUAGAUUCUCCUUUCUUUUAAUCGGAAAUAAUCAAAAAAGAAAUAAGAGCCCCUCUUAACGUGUGUACUGUAUCAUCAAGUUAUGUUUUUUUAAUGUUUAUUUUCCAGCUGCUCCAAUCAGAAUUUCUGGAGUUAUAGGUAGGUUUAUACAGUGGACAUUUCUCUCCAAGUAUAGUAAAACCUUGUUUUAAUUUCGUAAAAAUAUUGAAAUUCUUAUUAUAAAGAGUGUAAGCAUUAGGUUUGUGCCAGACGAAUUUUCCGUAAACUCUUUUUGUUUCCAAAGGGACAAUAUUGAAAUAGCUUUGAGUUGGAAUUUUUGCUAAUUUUUCUGUUUGAUACAUAUCUUUAAGACUUUUGAAAUACUCAAUUUUGUUUGACAUACAUUUCUCUUCAUUUUACAUUUCAUUUUCAGUCCGAUCCAUUGGCUGUUUCAAAGAUACCGGUCGUCGAGCCAUCCCGCAAAUGGAUGGCCGAGGUAUCCUGGUACGGGGUUACUACCGAAAACGAGCGGACGCCAUCUUUAAAUGCGCCCUAGAGGCCAUGAAGCGUUCUUAUAGAUACUUUGCGGUUCAACAUCAGGGAUGGUGCGCUACGGGCCCGAGGGCUCACGUGACAUACAGGAGGUAUGGACGAUCCAAUCGAUGUAGGAAUGGAAAGGGAGGACCUUGGGCUAAUGAUGUUUACUCCAUCACGGGUAGGUGAUAAUUUUAACGUCGAGGUUUUCUCUUUUCUUAAACAGACGUAAUUUUUUUUUGUUUUCCAGGCGUCGAGAGGCAUGCGCGAGGCAAAAGUAAGGAUAGCGUGAACAGUCCCCCCCCCCAGCGCGUGUUUCCCGCCAUAUGCACUUGAUUCUGUUUGAAUAAAGUUGAAACAAACGCCAGUUCUGCAGGCUGUUUAUCACAAAAAUGGGGAGAGUUUUAAAUUUUUUACCUCAGACGAUUUCAACGUGUCGUUCCCGAAUAGAAACUGAAGUCAAAAUAUUACGGAUUUAUCAGCUGGUGACCCAAGCUGUUUCUAAGCUUCUGAAGUUCGCGUUUUUCAAGUAAUCCAUCCACCUCCUUAAUUUUUCUACUUUAAUUUAACCUUUUCCUCCUCCCCCCUCCCGGUUGAAUUUGUGAACAGUGGAGUAUCGGUAAACGAGCCUUCAAGGUUGCGCGCAAAUAUUUCCAAAGAUUAUCGACAUCUUUUUCACUGUCAGGGGUAUUGUCGUCUCACGGUAUAAGUAAUAUAAAAAUGUCUAGAGUUAUGAAGCCAAUUUUAAAUUUUGAUUUUCAUCGAUCCUUAACUUUACACAAAUCUAAAUUAAUUAUCUCACCUCGUACAUACAGGUUCAUGCCGAAGGCGCACAACUUCACGCUACUGCUGUGCAUUCCCGUUUAUCUACAGAGGACGUCGUUAUAACAGUUGUACAAGAAGAAGGCACAAUCGACCAUGGUGCGCUUUGACACCCAACUAUGAUCGAGACAAGAAAUGGGGCAACUGCGCAAGUAUGUUCUUAUAACAGAGAUCAGCUUUACACCUAACAGGAAUAAAGAGAGGCUGUUGAAGAAUAAAAUAAAAUAUUUCUGCAGUCUUCGCCCUCCCUCUUUCUCUAAUCGCGUUGGAAGUGACUCUGUAUAUCGUGAUAUGGCGUAGUAAAUCGACUUGAGUAGCAUGAACACAACUGCCAAGCAUGACACGACGUGACUUUGACGUGACUUGAUAUGUCGUGACAUGAAGUAGCUUGAUAUGUCGUGACAUUACAUAACAGAUUUAAGUCACCAUGAUGUUACCAUUAUGCGUAAGAAAUUUGAUUUCAGACAAUGAUCAGUUCUCAAUUUUUUUUUUCAUCAGGAAGAAGACCCAUCAGACCUGUUCGUCCUAUUGUUCCUAAAGGUAUCUUUUUAAAGUUAUACCAUUAA